GCUCAUGUCCUGCAGACUGCAGACGUAUGCGAGCGCUUUAGAACGUUGUUUGCAAUCGCGGAAAGUGGCAACGGGAAAUCAGCAACGGUGACGACAGCAACAGCACCGCCAACAGUCAACCAUAACAUAACAGUGGCAGAGUACAACAACUGUCAACGGCCGCAUCCAGAGUCACAGCCGGAGUCUGAGUCAGCAAACAAAAAAACUAAAUAGAAAAAAAUUACGCACACACACAGACACUCACACACACACAGUCACACACUGACACACACACAGACACACACAAGGCACUCACGUACAGCGCAAGAAAAGAAAAGGCAGCAGGCAAAAGGACACAAAUUCAAUUAAAUGCAAACACACAAAUGCAGUUGGUUCCUGGAUAAUAUAAACUCAUAUAAAUAUAAAUAAAGGCAAAACACGAAAAGAAACACACAGCCACAACAACAACAAAAAUGACAAGCAGACAAAGAUAAAAUAUUGCGAUUACACAUAAUUGCGAUUCGGUGAGCAGGCGCAUUCAAUCAAGCAACCAACCAACCCACUAACCAAGCAAUCGGGAAGAAAAAGGUGCACCUUUAAUAAGAAAUAACAAAAAAAAAUAUAUAAAAAUUAAAUUUAAAUAAAAAAAGCAUAAAAAGAGAAAAUAUUUUGUAAAGAUUUUUUGCCAUUUUUUUUUACUGUUUGCUCUCAAAACGACAAACGAAAAGUGUUCAUGUAGUUAAGUGUGCUUUAAAACCAAAUUUGGAAUCUGAAAUGCCAAAAAUAACAACAGCGCUAUUAAAAAAUUAAAUCAAAUAAAAUAAGUAUCAAACAUACUAAAUUCUGGCUCUGCAUGCAAUAAAUCGCAUUGAAAAUAAUUUUAAAUAUAUUUAAAAUAGAACAGCAAGCAGCAAUUCGAGCGGCAUAACUUUCGACAAGCACAUGGAUCAGCUUCGUAUGAUAGACAAUUGCAAUCGGUAUACGCCCCUGAACGGCGGGCGUUUGUGACAAGCUUCUGGAGAAGCGAACAGCAAAUAUUUUUUUAUUGUGAUUGUGAGAAGAGAGUUAAAAAACAGUGAUUUUUUGUUUAUUUUUUUGAAACUCGUACAAGAAAUAAGUGAUUAUUAAAGAAGUGCUAGACUCAAGUGUGUGAAAAGGGGCGGCAAAGUAGUCGUAAGGAAGCUGGUCAGCAAGGGCAUUGUGCAGCGCGAAAUGAUGCCGCAAUAUCGACUUGACCUGCACACUGACGUCAGCCGAGCAACACCCAGUCACGCCUGCCCGCCACUGCCAUACAACACAACCUCUGCCUCAGCCACAGCCAAGGCCACAGCCACAACCUCAGCCAGAGCAGCUGCAACAGUCACUGCAACAGUCCCAGCCUUAGCUUAUGCCACCAACUGCUGUGGAAGAUCAAGCUAAGCCGCAAGCAACAUAUUAGAAAGAAUUAGAGCCAAACAAUUAGAAGCCAAUUUCCUCAGAGCUUGAAAGCAAUUGCGACAAUCGUAUGUGAGUGAGAGAUUGCGGGUGUAUCAACUAAAAAGCCUACCAGCCAGCAGCCGUUUAAAGCAGUCACCUUUGGUCGGGAGAGCACCAAGGCCAACGAGGAGACGUCAGUGCAACCGCCGUCAUGUGGAUAACACUCGCACCUUUGGUCGUCAUCAUAGCCCAGCUUUGUGCCUUGGUCCACUCCGCUGGUGAAGCUGAUUAUACACUCGAUGAUUCAUUUUGGAACGAAGAAAGUCCAGUUGGUGAAGUGGAACGGUUACUCAAAGAGUAUAGACAAAAUCAGGAGCUUGUGCGUCGUAUUGGUGGACAUUAUUAUCAAAUAAUCUAUCCGGUACAGCUGCGUCAUCACGAAAAGAUGGGAAUCUCAACACGCGAAGUUAGUCUCCCAAAGGUACGCAAAGAUUUGCAUAAGAGAAAUACUAGAAAAAUCGAAACAAACACAAUGCCCGGACAACGUCCACGCCCACAUGAUGACAGCGGAUUCAGCAGAGGCAGGACAAAGAAACAUUUUCAUCGCACCUCACUGCUUAUCAAGGCAUUCAAUCACAAAUUCCGUUUGGAUUUGGAAUUGAACUCUCAACUACUGUCGCCCAACAUACAACAGAAACACUAUCACGUCGGUGGAUACCAAGUGGAUGGCAAUCGGCAUGACAUUGAGCACUGUUACUAUCAUGGCACCGUGAAGGAUUAUCCGGGCGCCAGUGCCGCUUUUCAUACCUGCAACGGCGUUAGCGGUGUCAUACAUAUUGGCAACGAGACCUUUGUCAUACAUCCCUUUUACGGCGGUGAUCUAUCGAAACAUCCGCAUGUGAUUUUUGAGGCGCGUACAAAGGCGAACAAGGGUUGCGCCAACUCUGGCAAUUUGGACUCGUGGCGCCUAUCCCGUCGCACCAAGCACCUGUCGGCGGGAGUUGUCGAUGAGAUACAUCCGAAUGGGGCGGGCCGCUAUAAGCGGGAUGUGCGCGAGGCAACCAAAUAUAUCGAGACGGCCAUCAUAGUCGAUAAGGCCAUGUUCGAGAAGCGGAACGGUAGCACACGCGCCGAAGUCAUCCAUGAUGCCAUACAGGUGGCCAAUAUAGCUGAUUUGUAUUUCCGCACGCUGAAUACUCGUGUGUCUGUGGUGUACAUUGAGACGUGGGGCAAGAACCAGGCGGCCAUUGAUGGCAGCAAGGACAUUAGCAAGGCCAUAUCCAACUUUAAUGACUACACUUCAAGGAAUCUGUAUCAAAUCGAGAGGGAUACCACACAGCUGUUAUCCGGGGAAACGUUCGCCGGGGGCGAGGCUGGCAUGGCCGUGCCCGAGACUGUCUGCACACCCCGUGCCGUCGGCAUCAGCGUCGAUGUCAAUGUGUAUGAGCCGCACCUUCUGGCGGGCACAAUGGCCCAUAUGAUUGGCCACAAUAUUGGCAUGGGCCACGACGAUGGGCGUGAGGAAUGCUUUUGCCGGGACUGGCAUGGUUGCAUCAUGGCGCAAUCAAUAGUCGGCCAGGAGAAUGUGCAGCCAUACAAAUUCUCAGAAUGCAGUAAAAAGGAUUACAUUGACGCAUUGCGAACGGGUCACGGGCUUUGUUUACUCAACAAGCCCAACGAGAUUGAGUUGCGGCGCAACUGUGGAAAUAAAAUCAUCGAGGAGGACGAGGAGUGCGACUGCGGCACGUUCGAGGAAUGUGCAUUGGAUCCCUGCUGCGAUAGCAUCACAUGUAAGCUGAAAUCCGAAGCACAGUGCGCCAGCGGUGCCUGCUGUGACCAAUGUCGGCUGCGACCCAAGGACUACAUAUGCCGCGACUCGCAUAACGAAUGCGAUUUGCCCGAGUAUUGUGAUGGUGAGGUGGGCCAAUGUCCCGCUGAUAUCUACAAGAAGAAUGGCUCGCCCUGCGGCCUUAGCAAGUCAGGUGUUUCGGGCUAUUGCUUCCAGGGCUAUUGCCCCACCCUGAAUCUGCAAUGCGAGGCCAUUUGGGGCUACGGCGGCUUUGCGGCCGAUCGUCAGUGCUAUGAACAGUUUAACUCGAAGGGCUCCAUUAACGGUCACUGCGGUCGCGAUGCCAACGAUCAUUACAUCAAAUGCGAGCCAGAGAACGUACAGUGCGGCACGCUGCAGUGCAAGGAGGGCGAGCGACAGCCAGUGAAUGAUGGAAUCGACCAGUUAUACUCUCGCACAAUUAUCUCCAUCAAGGCGCAGGAAUAUGAAUGCAAGGCAACCAGCGGUCAAGUGGGCUCCAAUAGCUAUCCAAAUCACGGUUUGGUCAAGGAUGGCACACCAUGCGGCGAUAAUUUGAUUUGUCUUAACCAAACGUGCGUUAGUCUCUUUCCGCAUGUGGAUCAAACCAAGUGCCCAACAAAUAAGCAGGGUCAAGAGUGCUCCGAGCGUGGUUUCUGCACCAACGCUAAUCGUUGCUUCUGCGAUAUGGGCUGGGGCGGCACGGACUGCAGUACGGUCGUCCUUUUGACAACACCACUGCCAACCGAAGCAUUGCCAACGCCGGAGAAUACAAUCAAAAUGGAGAAAAAAGAAACUCCAUAUGAGAACUACCACGGCUCAAAUACAGUGUUCCUAGUCGGUGUUCUAAUGUCAGUUGUAGGGUUCGUUUUUAUAACAUUCACCUUGAUGGCAUUGUGCUACAGGUCAGUUGUAGUACAUAGAAACUUCUCCCUGUGUCUGAGACGCAAGACAACCACCCUUAAGUACGAUCCGCCCUUCUCAAAAAAACCCAUCCCCAAGGGCUACGGCGGUGCGGCAACGGCGGCCAACAACCAUCAUUCCGUCGAGGAGGUAUCCUUAGAUGGCUCCAGUAAAUUGGUGUAUGCCAAUCAAGCCGGAUUCAGGGAUAAGAACUUACAUGGACGUCGCUAUACGACGGGUGGUGAGGAUGAUCAAUCACAUGCAGAAAAGGGCAUACUGAAGAAGCAUGGCUACGGACUUGUGCAUGGCGAGCAGCUGAAAGACAAGUGGUGCGAUGACAGCCAGUCGGAUAAUCUGGAGCUGAUUACACAGGAUGGCACACAGACCUCCACAAUUGGCGGUGCGGCUGCCUCAGAAGUGGAGCGCACGCUCAAAUCGCUGAACGGUUACCAUGAGGACAUUUUAGAGGCGCUGCGUAAUGCGGCCUCGCAUCGCGGCACCGGCACUGGCAACACGCCCGUCGGCAGUGGCAGCCUCAGUGAGGAAAUGUUGCGCAAAACACUGCAGGACUGCAACAAUGCCCAGCUGGGCUAUGCCGCUGAGCCGUACAAGCGGGCCAGCGGCUCCAAGUCGAGCUCGCGUGAGAAUAUCUGCGACAGUGCCGCCGCACAUGCCAUUUUGUUGGACGGUAGUGGUUCCGCAUUGGGCGGUUUGACACUUGGUACUGACAUGAGCGGCGUACGGGGUGUUGGUAGUGGCAUUGGCGUUGGUGGUGCUGGUGGCUUAGCGAACGCUAUUGGUCAUGGCGGGGCAAUGAUGCAUCAUCAUCGAUCGCAACAUCAGUUACAUCAGCCUCCUGGGCUGGCACUGCAACAGCAACCAACUGACGAGGAUGAUGCCCCGUCGACUGGGCCGCUGCGUAUACGCAAUCUGGAGGAUCUGAUCAGGCAGCUGGAGCAUCAUUCGUCACGUCACAUGAGUCCCAGUGGCUCCGAGGAUAUACGCAUAUCGGAAACUGAGGCCGAUCGCCACUAUAGAUUAGAUAGUUCCGCCGCUUGUAGUGAGUCCUCGCAAGGCUCGAACCAGCAAGCAGCUCAAUCUCAGAAAACAGCUACAAUUCACCCGUCUUACAGCAGCCGUUGCCGGCCCCGCUCUGAUGAGGAUACGCGCUUUGCCUACGGCGGACGUUACCGUCAGCCGGCGCCCACUGGCCGCCAUACAACGCAUCAGUCGCACUCUCCCCAUGCAUUCGGACACCAUACACACCAUUCGCACGCCCACGGACAUGCCACACACGGUCCACACUCAUCGCACCACUCGUCGCACACGCACCUGCACCAGGACGAUGAGGGCAUCUACGAGAGCGCCGAUCAUCAUGAGCGCGGCGUUCUCGACACGCGACUCGAUCAACAGGAGACGCCCGAGAGCGAAAGUGAUGACUUUAUUCAAGCUCAACAACAGUUAGCCCGGUGGGCGAGUGAGGAUGUGGUAUCCGUCGUGGUAUUGGACCAGCCGCAAUCCGGCACAAUGUCGGAUUCCCAACCAUCCAGCGGCGUCGCGCCCAUGUCGGUAGCUACAACGAACAACGUUAUACACCAUCAGCAUCCGCACCAGCACCACGGCGAUCAUCAAUCCUCCGCAGCGGCAGUAGCUGCGGCGGCGGCGGCGGCAGCCAGCAACAACUCUAUAAUGGGUAUGGCAGUCGUCCCAAAUGGUAUAAAUGUAAGUCAGAGGGACUAUUACCCCUCGCCACCCUCAACGGAGACGGAAAGCAGUGGAAGUGUUAUCCAGCCACUUACGCGCCGCACGUUGCAAUCACAAUCGGCAGACACGGCGGCCAUAAGCCAACAGCAAUUACAGCUCCAUCAGCUGCAAUUGCAUCAGCAUCAGCAAUAUCAGCAUCAUCAUCAGCAGCAGCAGCAGCAGCAUCAGCAGCAUCAGCAAUCGGUCGAUACCAGCAGCAGCAACAACAGUCAAUCCGGUCAAAUAACCGAGAAUGGCUGCUACCCGGAAUAUAAGCAUUGACAGUUCAAACAUCUUUAGCUUCAGCUGCAUCCACAGCAUCACCAAAGUAAACUCGCAAAGCUCUUCCGUUUUCUGGCCAAACCCAACGGCUGGCAGAGACAGGCAAGCGUUCAAAUCAUACGAUUCAGUCAGACUUUUGGUACUCGCAGUACUCUAGCAUAUGCAUACAUGGUUUAAAAAUAAAUAAUGAAUUAAAAACAAAUGAAGUGAAAACAUAACAAAUAGCAUACAUACUCGUAUAUAAUUACGUACAUACACACCUAGUUAUACAUAGUAUGGGAUAAAUGUAAAGUUUAAAAAAAAAGUUAACGCCAUGCGAGCUAAACCAAACAACCAAUUAAUUGAUUAUAUGUAGGUCAUUGCACUCUCACAUACACACAUACAUGUACAUACAUACAAGACAUACAUAUGCCAUCAUAUGAUGAACUUCAUGCAUGCAUACAUACAUACAUACAUAUAUACAUACAUACAUGCAGACAGACAGACAUGCGAAUAUGCACUUACAUGUGAAUUAGAAUUUAACAAUUUUUAUACUUAAUUACAUACUAGUAUGUACAUACAUAAGUACCUCAGACGUGCCGGCGACGCCUGAUAAAUUCAACAUAAUUCUAAUGAAUGUAAUAAUUGUAAAUACCUACACACGCAUACAUAUAUAUAAACAUACAUAUGUUUGUUUUAUAUAUGUAUGAAAACCAGAGCUGGGAAAUAAUAUAUAGUAAAUGUCUUUUGAAAGCACUUACAUACCCAAAACAAAAAGCAAAAAGAAAAAAAAGCAAAAACAGAUUGAAUUCAAUAAUAGACCUAUUUAAAACUAUCGAUAGCUUUCUAGCUGCGAUAUAUGCAGAAGCCAAGAGGUGAACGUGUAUUAUGAAAUUUUGAGAGACAAAUCUGUGCAAUGUGUGCGAAAAGAGAGAAUUUAUUUCCAGAUUGGGAAAUAUUUUUUUUUUUUUUUUGCCGUAGUUUGAUCUAUGUAAUGCACAUUGCCAACCAUUGUACAUAGGCAUGUCGUAUUUACAUACGUAUUAGUCUCUGGAUCUGCCGCUAGAGACUAUGAUGCUGAUGCAGAUAUACAUAUGUAUAUGCAUUAAUACCAUACAUCCAGAUUAAAUGAUACUGUUUGUGCACCUGUGUCAUGUGCAGCUAAAGUUACCCUUGAUAUGGGCAAAUUUUAUAACGACUGAUAGAUUUUGAGGCCGGGUGCCAUCAAUUCACAUUGAAUAACUUAAUGGAUAACCAUUAUAAUAGGAAUAAUGCGUUUUAUUAUGAUAAGGCAAACAGUUAAUAAAAUAUGAUAAAGCAUAAGUAACAAUCUGUAACAAUAACAAUUAUAGACAUAUUAUGCGUGACUUAAUCGUAACGGUUCAUGCUAGAUAAUCGCAGGUAUUCAUAACAUGAUUGUGUGAAAUUGAAGAAAAUGAAGAAGAUGAAAAAACAGAUUGAAAGGCGUUUUAAGGUUAUGUUGUGGAUUACCAAACUUUCGAAAUCAAUUUCUCUACCCUUUCAAGAACUCUGAGCUGAAAAAGCAGAAAUAUAUAUUUACUGAUACACUUAAAACGCCAGUUAGUCAUACGUUAGAAUGAAAUGAAACUAAGCUUUCGAACAGAUUUCACGUAUGUGCUGCAAGCAUGCGGUGCUAUUCAGCUUUCUUUUUUUUUUGGUCAUAUGUUGAAUGUUAAUCAAAAUUUCAUAAUUUCUAAAAUCAUCUGCACGGACUAACACUUGGUAUGUACACUAGCUAGCCCAUUGACGACUAGUAGUAUAAUUAGUUAAAGAGCGAAUUAAAAAUGAACACAUAAAUUCACAUAUACAUAAGCAUUAAGAUAAGUACAUUCAUUCAAACAUAUGUAUAAGUAUAUGCAAACUCGUAGAUAACCCAGGCCAAGUGCUUGCUCAAAGAUUGGUCACAGAUGGAACAAAGUUUCAUUAGUUAGUACAUUAAUUGGAUGGAUGUUGUCAGAACUCGAGAAUAUAAGCCAUAAAAACAAAGUAUGUUAGCAUAUGUAAAUACAUACAUAGCUAGUUGUAGAUCAAAUUGAGCAUAUUCAAGAAUCCAAUAAAAAUAUAACUGAAAUGCAUAUACUUUAACAGGCAUAUUGAGCAAAUAUAAAUAUAAAUAAGAAUGUCUAUGCAUAUAAGUAUGCACAAUUUCGAAUAUAUUACAUAUGUAUUAUGUACACAUACAUAUGUAUGUUUUAUAUAUUUGUAUGAGCCAACCAAAAAUAUGCACUUGGCAUGUUUUGAGUCAAAACGUCCCUUCCACACCCGCAGAAUUGUUUCUUAGUGUCAAUUAUAAGUAGAUUAAAGUCGCAACAUAUAAGUCGCCAGUAUUUGGGACUUAUUCCCCCAAACCGAAUCCAAUAAAAACGUUCUAAUCAAAGAUAUAUUGGUGGGGAUUUAGGAUUAUAACAACUAUUUAUUAAUUCAUGACCCACGUUGGGCUCUAUACAUACAUUUCCAUCUUUCAUUAUCCCAAUUACAAAGCCAAACGGCCAAGUCGCGUUCUUUUUAAAUUAAGACAAAAGUGUUCAUCUUUACAAAUUUUCGGACGUACUAUAAACCUUCAUUCAAAUGAAUGAUUUUUGGCAGGGAUGUGGUGACUGAGCCUGGCGCCUUUAUUUUCCAGUUAUUAUAUGGAUUUUGUAAAUUGGGUGCCAUUGAUAUUAGCGACUUUCUCAAAGGUGAUAAGGAAAGUGCCUUCGAUGGUCUUCUCAUAGCCAUCGUCCACUCUGACUUUGGCUGAGCUUUCUUGGAUGACAACGAUCCGCAUCAAAUCUUUCCUCCACUGAUGCCAGCCAGAUCGCCCACGUGUUACAAAGGGGGGAACAUCCUUACAAUAGGUGGAUGUAGAAUGGCUUCAGACAAUUUUCGUAGCAUUUUUGAAUAUACUUCCGAACGCGAAGAGCUCGAAAUUGUGUUCUCCAUAUAGAGUUACCGACAACAUGAGGCAUACAAAUCCAAAAUAUUUGUUUGUUUGUUCGUAAUGUGCACGACUUUGUUCUCGUUAGUAAAUAAAAUUGAAUGCAUGUCAGGAUUACCCAAUAAUAUAUGUGCAUAUAUUAUAUAUGUAUUUGUAUGUAUGUACAGAUAUGUAUGUACAGUUGUCUGUCAUGUAUGCACGGCAAUUGUGGGGAGCGCUUGGCAUAGCCAAAGCAUUGAGAAAAUUUACUGAAAUACCCAGAAAAAUUACGGUGAACUCAUAAAAAUCAUAUAGUAUAUAGGCAACAAUUUUGAUUGGGGAAUUCACAAACCUAGAAGAAUCAUCUACAUGACGUAUGCAUAUAAGCAUGUGCAUAUUAAAUAGUGUGAAAAGUAAGAAGACAAUUUACAAGCAUUCAUAACUAUACUAAGUACUCUUAACUAUACGAAUACAUACACACUAGACACACGCACACGCCAACGCACACAAGCACACACAUGCUGGUAUACUAAACAUAAUUAUAUGCAGCUAAUUACACUUGCAUAUUUGGAUACAUAUUUAAGUGUGUACAAUGUAAAUGAAGUUUAACAAUACCUUCGGGAAUCUAGUAAUUCAUCAAAAUACAAACUUAAAAGAAAAAGAAAAGCAAAAAAUAUGAAAUUUGUAAUUAUCUUGUAAGUGACUAUCCCUAAGACAGCAUGUGACUCAAAUUGAUUCGAAGUGUGUAUAAUUGCAUGCGUGCAUAUGUGUACGUGCUCAAGGGGCACAUGCAUGCGUAUGAUGUGUCUCCAUAUGCAUACUAACAUAUAGUAUUACUGAAUAAGUAAUUGAUUAAGUACGUAAACUUCUUAAUGAUAUUGAUUGGGUUUUAUUGUGACAAGUGCAGUCGUUAUCAACUGCUAAAUAUGAUAUUAUCUAAGAUACAUUGAUUAAAAGUAUUGUUAUUGAUACAGACACACACACGCACGCACACACACACACACACACACACACACACACACAUGCACACAGACACUCUUAAAAUACAUACACAAGCAGAUGAUUGAUGAACAUAAGUAGUAUGUAUGUUUGUGUGUGUCCCCUGAUUGCAUAAGUAAAUAGGCUAAAUAUUUAAAUAAAUGAAUUAGACACUUACAAAUAAGAAACGUUACACAGGAGAUCUGAAUAAAUACAAAAUAUAAGCAAAAUAAUAAUGAUAAUUGAAAAGCAACAAGCAAAAAACAAUAAGUUGUUAUCUAGAGAUCAAACUUAAAUACGCAGUUUGCCAAAAUGUUAACGAACAACAGCAACAACAUUAACAAAGAACAACAAUAAUAUUUUGAAUUAAAUACAAGAAUUUAACAUGAAUUUAUAUGUCAAUGGAUGCUCAACACUCACACAAACAUGCGCACUCACAACAGACACACACAGGCACAGAAACAAACGCGCAACAUAUAGAUGAGAAUACACAAAAAUAACCGUUUUAACACCUUCACAACAACCCAUUCGCAAUAUACUUAUGUACGUAUUACAUACUUAGUCCAAAACGAAGUAAGAACAAAAACAAAAACAAAAAAUAAAUAACAAAAAAUAUGAAAUAUGAAAUGAAACGAAAAAUAAUAAACAUUCAAAUCUCACAUAUCGCAUAUAUAAACAAUAUGUGCUUAACCCAAAAUGCUGCUGAUGGUCCUCAGUUUUUAUCUGAACUGCUGGCUGACCGAACUUCUGAUCCGGAAUCCUAAUGCUUGCCGCUCAAAAAGAAACAAAAAAAAAUUAAAAGUGAAAACGAAUUUAAAUCUGUUGCUUAUAUAUGAAUAUAUAUAUUAGAUUUUGAUUCCAAUGAUCGCCGAUAAAAAUCAGCGAGUAACUAUAAUUUUUUUUUGUCGGAAAUAGCGCAAGAUCAGAAUUUCCUUAAUCUAUUAAACUAUUGGAACGAUGGUCGAAACAAAAAUAAAGUGAGAAUAAUCAAUUCGUACAGUCGACUUACACAUUAGCAAAUUAUAAUAGGAAUCUAAUACAGAAAUAUUCUAUAGCAAGAUCAAAUACAAUUAUACAAUUUUUUAAAAACAGUACAAAAUCAAUAUACUUAUGUAAAUAUUUAUUAUAUAAGUAUAUUGUUCAAAUGGAAUUGAGCAUUUCUAAUCCAUCAAUUGUUGCGAUUCAUAUUUAAAUAUGUAUUUAUAUAUGUACACACUGGCAAUUACGACCAUACGCAUGUAGUAUGUGCAUAAGAACAUGUUCAUAUAUUGGUAUGUAUUAUUAAAUGAUGGAAAGGAAUAAGCGCUAGCAGGCCCAUCAGAAGUUUGGUAUGAAUCUACACACAAACACACACACAGACACACACAGACACUCACACACACACACACACACAAGUGAGCACGUGUACUCGUGAGCACAUUUACACACAUUUCACACUCACACCGUAUGUUUGUCAAGGAAUAUUAGAAAAGCAACAAUAUUGGAGAGAAAGAAAAAUGUUCAUUAUAAUAAACUUUUUGAAACCAUUUCUAAAGAACUGUUAACUGUUAAUAAACUUAAAUAAUAAACAAAUAUUAAAAAAAAAAAAAAACAGAUAAAGAAAACAGCAACAAAAAUAUAUAAAAAAAAAACAAAUACAACUGAAUUGUAUGGAGCUUCACACUAUGAAGACAUUCUUGAAAUAUGUAUAUAGAUACAUACAUACGUGCAUAUGUAUGAGGCUGAGGAGAAUAACAUAAUAAUAACUUAGCUGUAAGAUGCCAAUUGGAUAGUAUGGUCCAUAAUGUGGUCUAAAAUAAUUUAAGUAAUCAUAUAAAAUAACAACUAAGCGUAAUACAACCAUAAUGAAAUAAAAAACAAAACCAAAAUAAGCAACAACAACCACGACAACAUUCAAAAACCAAUUAAAAUUUAUUACAAAAUAAAAUAUGAAAGCAAAAAAAAAACAGAUCAAAAUUUAAUAUAUGUAUAUGUUUUUAUGUUUUCACUAGCAAUCUAGCAAAUUACAAUAUUUUGCUAUAGACAUACAUGCUUGCAUACAUAUGUAUGUAUCAAUACACAUAUACACAAAUAUAUGAAGAAAGAUAAAAAAAAACCAAAUGCUAUACAACACAUGCAUAUGUACAAACAUACAUACAUUCUAAUAUAAGGCAGUUCUUUCGUUAUGUACACUUUUUUCUUUAUUCAUUAUAAUUUUCUUUCACCAACUAACUUAUCUAACAUCCUGUAUUGUAUGUUGUUUGUUUUCACUUCUCUCUACAUUCAACUCCCUUCUGCCUUAUAUCAUUUUAGUUGAAUAAGUUUUGACUCAUUUUUUACCAUUUUAUACACAUAAGUAUGUAAUUUACAUGCAACUGCCAAAGAGUUGGAAAAGAGGCUUCUAAAUCCAUGGGAUCUACUCACUUAGAAGAAAUCUUUUCACAAGGGAGUACAUCAAAAUACCUACAAGUACACACACUCACGCACUCACACACACAGAUACACAACAUCGAUAUGUAAAGAUAAGUGAGCUGUACUACGUAAGAGACAGUUCAUCAACAUAUAUGCAUCUAUUUUCAUAUGUAGCUGAACGUGCAUAUAUAUUUGUGUGUGUGUGGGUGUGUGUGUGUAUAUACAGGCAUUAAAAAAUACAAUACUUUUUUAUAUGUAUACCUAUGAACAUUUUUAUGCAUUUACUAUAAUUUCACUGUCUGGUGCGACGUAACCAAAAAAAAACCAAAACAACAAAACAAAAACAACAAAUUUUAAAAUAUUUCAAUAAAAUUUUGCU
Drosophila montana is the source of this 12774-nucleotide messenger RNA. It is a transcript of the gene mmd, whose product is annotated as mind-meld. The transcript has 24 exons. The record is from RefSeq and is a predicted model, not a curated record. NCBI's taxonomy places the organism in Eukaryota, Metazoa, Arthropoda, Insecta, Diptera, Drosophilidae. Gene Ontology annotation, biological process: proteolysis. The coding region runs from base 1607 to 6130 and encodes 1507 amino acids. Gene Ontology annotation, molecular function: metalloendopeptidase activity.